Lycium ferocissimum is the source of this 1274-nucleotide messenger RNA. Its product is annotated as purine permease 3-like. Gene Ontology annotation, cellular component: membrane. The transcript has a single exon. Bases 423 to 1274 code for a protein of 283 amino acids. Gene Ontology annotation, molecular function: purine nucleoside transmembrane transporter activity. Lineage: Eukaryota; Viridiplantae; Streptophyta; Magnoliopsida; Solanales; Solanaceae. The record is from RefSeq and is a predicted model, not a curated record.
UGGUCAAGUGACCUACAUAUUGAAAAACUAAUAUAAAAAGAAAAAUAUUAAAACUAUGAGAGAAUAAUCUCCCCCUAAACGAAACUCUUUUAAUGACUACAUUGUGAAUGAUUUUCUGUGUUCUCUAGUUGUGAGAAGGAGGUCUUCAAUUUAUAGAUGUCCAAAACUUUUCCACCAAAAAAAGGGUUACUCAAAUAUGGAAGAUUUAUUUUUCCUUUUGGAAAAAGUAAAAUCAAUUAUGAUAAACUCUUUAUCAUUCCUUCAAGAAAAGGUAAAAUCCAAAUAUGGUAAGAAAAUCAGGGCAAUACCCUAACAGACAAGACGUUGACCCAGUCGAAAACUCCAAGACGAAACGACUAUAUUAUUUUCACACACAUAUUAUAAACUCAACAAAAGAAAAAAAAUUCAAUCCUCCAUAGAAAAUGGAAACUCAAGUAAGCUCAAGAAUGAAGAAAUUUCUUCUAGUUAUAAAUUGUAUAAUUCUAGCAAUAGGAAAUUGUGGUGGCCCUUUGAUCACACGCCUUUACUUCAUCAAAGGAGGCAAAAGAAUAUGGCUAUCAAGCGGGCUAGAAACAGCUGGUUGGCCAAUUAUUUUCAUCCCUUUAGCCAUCUCCUAUUUCAACUGUUGCAAAUCCCAAGACAAAAUGUUAGCAACAGACGACAAUAACAAUAAUAUAAAGAUUGUUCUAAUGACUCCUAGGAUUCUUAUAGCUUUGAUCCGGAUCGGAGUCCUAACCAGAUUCGACAAUUAUCUUUAUGCUUACGGCGUGACUAAAUUACCUGUCUCCACGUCAGCACUUCUUAUCGCUUCUCAACUUGCCUUCACCGCGGGCUUUGCCUUCCUCUUUGUGAAGCAAAAGUUUACGGUCUACUCCAUCAACUCCAUUUUUCUAUUGACACUUGGCGCGGUGGUAUUGACCCUCCACGCGAACGGUGACAGGCCGAAAGGGGAAGCAAAGAGGGAGUAUGCUCUAGGGUUUAUCUUGACACUUGGAGCUGCAGCUUUGUAUGCGCUUAUUUUACCUUUGUUUGAGUUGUUGUACAAAAAGGCAAAGCAAAGUAUCACUUACACACUUGUAUUGGAGACUCGGGCCGUGUAUUGCCUUUUUGCUUUGUUUGUUAGCCAAUUGGAUGAUAAUAAAAUGUAUGACUCCAUGCCCUUAAAGAAGAAGAAGGGUUGGGAUUUAGAUCAAUCCAGGAUAUAUGUAGCUCUUUUUCAGCAAAGUUGUGGUGGAACUUCAGAUCCAAGCAGUCACUACUUGGAGAUUUACUGA